GGGGGGGGCGGUGGCUGUGAGGGGGGGGGGGGAGGGGGCGCAGAGCGGCGGCGGCGUGCGGCGGGCACCGGGCCCCGGGAAGCGGCAGCGGCACCGGCACCGCCCCGGCCGCUCCUCCCGCCGCCAUGCCCGGCUCCAUCUACCAGCCCGACGGCGGGCAGGCUGCCCGCGGCCCGCCCCGCUGCCUGGCGCUGCUCAGCCCCCCGCCGCCACCACCACCGCCGCCCACCGGGCAGGAACCGGAGCCCGAGGCGGAGCGGGAGGAGCAGCAGCCGGCAGCGGCAGCAGCACCGGCGGACGAAGCGGCCGCCCUGCGGUUCGCCCUGUCGCAGCUGUCGCUGCUGGGGCUGGACGAGGCGGCGGGGGAGGCUCUGGAGGAAGCGGAGCCCGGCGAGGCUCGGGGAGGCCACCGGGGGAGCGGGGGCAGCCCCCAGCUUACCGGCACCGCCUCCCCCCCCCCCCCCUCCUCCUCCUCCUCCUCCUCCUCCUCCCGCUGCUGCUGCUCUUCCUCCCCCCCCCCCCCUCCUCCUCCUCCUCCUCCUCACCCGCACCCCCCCCACCCCCACCCGCCCCCCCCCCAUCCCGGUGUUUUCGGGCCCUUCGCCCCGCCGCUGCCGCUGCCCGAGCAGAUGAGCAUCCUGGGCGGCAGGAAGAAAAGCGUCAACAUGACCGAGUGCGUGCCCGUGCCCAGCUCCGAGCACGUCGCCGAGAUCGUGGGACGCCAAGGCUGCAAAAUCAAAGCCCUGCGUGCCAAGACCAACACGUACAUCAAGACGCCGGUCAGGGGCGAGGAGCCCGUUUUCAUCGUGACCGGGAGGAAGGAGGACGUGGAGAUGGCCAAGAGGGAGAUCCUCUCGGCCGCCGAGCACUUCUCCAUGAUCCGGGCGACGCGCAACAAAGUGAACGGGCUGACGGGCGCCAUGCAGGGGCCCCCCAACCUGCCGGGACAGACCACCAUCCAGGUGAGGGUCCCGUACCGCGUGGUGGGGCUGGUGGUGGGCCCCAAGGGAGCCACCAUCAAGCGCAUCCAGCAGCAGACGCACACCUACAUCGUGACGCCCAGCCGGGACAAGGAGCCCGUCUUCGAGGUGACGGGCAUGCCCGAGAACGUGGACCGGGCCCGGGAGGAGAUCGAGGCGCACAUCACCAUGCGGACAGGCUCCUUCAUCGACGUCAACGCCGACAACGACUUCCACACCAACGGCACCGACGUCUGCCUCGACCUGCAGGGCGGCGCAGCCGUCUUGUGGGCCUAAAGCCCCGCACCCUGCCCGGCUGCCCUGCCUGCCGCCCUGCGCAACGACAGCCUCAGCUCCCUGGGCAGCGCCUCCACCGAGUCCUUCUACAGCGGGCGGGUGGCGGACGCCAGCCCCACCAGCCCCUACAGCACCAGCAGCGGCUUCGCCUUCAGCGAGCCGCCGGCCUCGCUGGGCUCGGAGGAGUGCGACUUCGGCUUCGACUUCUUGGCCCUGGACCUCACGACGCCCACCACCAUCUGGUCGCCCUUCGAGCGCGCCGCCAACCCCCUGCAGGCCUUCAGCGGCUGCUCCUCCUCCGUCGGCGGCUCGCAGAGACGCGGCAGCGGGACGGCCACGCCACGCCACUCGCCCACCCUGCCCGAGAGCGCCGGCGGGGCGCUGGAGCACCCCUUGGCCCGCCGCAUCCAGAGCGACCCCGUCAGCACCUUGUCCUGGCUGCCCACCCAAGGCUCGCUCUCCUCCUUCUCUACCAGCACGGGCUACUCCUCCUCCUCCUCCCUGCCCGGCAGCAUCUCGGCCGCUUCGGGCUCGCCCACCGACUCGAGCAGCUCCGACGGUCACCGCAAGAGCUCCCGCGAGUGCAUGGUGUGCUUCGAGAGCGAGGUGAUCGCCGCCCUGGUGCCCUGCGGCCACAACCUCUUCUGCAUGGAGUGCGCCAUGCGCAUCUGCGGCAAACCCGAGCCCGAGUGCCCCGCGUGCCACACGCCGGCCACCCAAGCCAUCCACAUCUUCUCCUAG
Molecule: messenger RNA, 1997 nt
Organism: Anas platyrhynchos (mallard)
Lineage: Eukaryota; Metazoa; Chordata; Aves; Anseriformes; Anatidae
Gene: MEX3D
Product: mex-3 RNA binding family member D
Molecular function (GO): RNA binding
Source: RefSeq, a predicted model, not a curated record